Messenger RNA from Seminavis robusta, 912 nucleotides. Lineage: Eukaryota; Bacillariophyta; Bacillariophyceae; Naviculales; Naviculaceae. The record is from the annotation of a GenBank genome assembly.
GCUUGGAAGAAGACCGUAAUCUAGCUAGCUAGUAGUAGCCAGAGUUUGACAAUGGCGAUUCUACCCGGACAACGUUGUGACGAAGAAGAAGAAAAGAAGGAAGACCCCAUGGUCCAAGAAAUUCUGAUACGAGGAGGAGCUCCUCUCCGACCCGACCACGAACUAUCGACAUCUCUAUCACUGGGCGAACGCAUUACCAAAGGCAAGACCAUCCUACUCCUGUCCAACUUGGUGACACCCGACGAACUGGACUAUUUGGUGGAAUCGUCCAUUGCCGCUGCCGAUGCUCAAACCGACAAGCAAGACGGAGACAUGAUUUGUACGCUGGAAGAAGGAUACAAGGGCAAAGUCUUUAUCCGUAUGCCGCUCUUUGCCGCGGCGCAACGAGAGAACUGUACGGACGGAUUGCCCGAAUCCAUCUCUCUCAAAUUAGAAGAAAUUUUGUGGAGAGCAUUGGACUGUAUGGAUCGACAAGUCUGCCCCUCUCUCAAGGCCACUGUAUUAAAUGUAUCGCAAGACGACAAUACAACAGAUGCUUCCAUGGCCGGAUUGUUCCACAAUCAACAACUCCAAUUUUCCAUCCGCGAACCCGCUAUCAAUGUCUACCGCGCCCCGCACGGUCAUUUUGCCAUGCACAAGGACGGACGAGAUUUGACCAUUCUCAUGUCGCUGUCGGAUCCCACCCAACAAUUCACGGGCGGUGGUACGGCCUUUUGGAGUCAGUCAUUUCCCCACGAAGGACUGGACGAACCCUCCUUGAUUCUGGCACCUCCUCCCGGAACCGCCAUGGUGUUUGGAGGAAAAGUCAGUCACAAGGGAUGCCACAUUCGAACGGGGACCCGAGUCAUGUUUGUGGCUAGUUUUAAUCGGCCAAUGGCACAAGAAAAAGAAGAAGAAACAAAGGAGGGGUGA